CAAAUUGACCGGCAAUCAAAAUGCUUGAAUGAGGCGAAGUUCUAGAAUCAUCUAGAUGCUCAGCGUCAACUCAGCGUUUUGGGCUGCUUUGAACCAUUGGGCCCAUCAGGAUGAUCUUCAAACCUUCUGUGCAUAGAACCUCGACACUCUUUUCAACCGAGCUUCCACAAAUUCUACGAAACAGAUGCCUGUCCACUGCCGUAUCACCCGUCGAGUUGGCCCACGACGAACACAUACCUGCAGAUGGUAAUCGGUCGCAUAGACCACUCCUUAUCCUACACGGGUUAUUCGGUUCGAAGCGCAACUGGCAGUCUCUCUCCAAGGCGUUCAUGCGCGACCUCAGCAGACCCGUAUAUACACUCGAUUUGCGAAACCACGGAUCUUCACCGCAUGUUAGACCGAUGACAUAUUCUCACAUGGCAGCGGACGUCCUUAGUUUUUGUCAGAAGCACUCACUGCGUGAUAUAUCACUUAUGGGACAUUCUAUGGGCGGCAAGGUCGCAAUGGCCCUCGCAUUGCAUCCCGAACUACCCUCCGACUUACUCGCAGACCUUAUAGUGUCUGAUAUUGCUCCCGUCAGAGCCAAAGUCUCGCAGGAUACCGUACAACACAUACGUGCUAUGGAAAUAAUCCAGGCAGGCAAUAUCUCCACGAGGAAGGAAGCGGACGAGAUAAUGUCUGAGCAUGAGCAGGAUCCUAGUGUCCGAUCAUUUCUGCUUACGAAUCUCGAGAUUAACAAAGCAACGCCUGUGAAAUUCAAGAUCCCUGUCGACAUUUUGAAAGAUGACCGAGCAGAGAUUGAAUCCUUCCCUUACGCAUCUGGGGAACGAUCCUGGGAUGGUCGUACCUUGAUUAUCAAGGGAAAGAAGAGCAAAUACAUCAAUCGUCACAACAUCCCUUUAAUCGAUCAAUUUUUCCCACAGAAUCAGUUGAAAGAGCUUGACACUGGACACUGGGUGCAUGCUGAGCUACCACAUGAAUACAGGAAGCUCGUCGUAAAUUUUAUCGCACAAUAGACAAAUUUCGAACUACAAUCUGCCAAUAGAAGUAGUGGUGCCGAAGUCCGGUUCGGUUCGGUUCUUAGGCCUCUAAAUGUGAACGCCGAACUGGACCAUCAGUCGCGUUCAGGCAAGGAGGGUGAACGCUGGACUGGACCCUUAUGAACGCAUUCACAAGCGUUCGGUUCAAGUUCAGAACGCGUUCGAACGCUCGAACGCUACAUAUAAUUUGACAAAAAUUGCAAGAAAUACAUGAACUGUAAAUGAGUAGCUAAAUUUCG
Molecule: messenger RNA, 1279 nt
Organism: Suillus subalutaceus
Lineage: Eukaryota; Fungi; Basidiomycota; Agaricomycetes; Boletales; Suillaceae
Product: alpha beta-hydrolase
Exons: 9
Coding region: 111-1016 (301 amino acids)
Cellular component (GO): mitochondrion
Source: RefSeq, a predicted model, not a curated record